AUGCCUGAAUCCUCCGACCACAUGCUCCCGCCGCCGGCGCACGCGUCAAUAAAUUCAGCACACACGCGAGGCGGCAACAGAGCCUUUCACAACUACUACAACGAUUACUCCCACAUUGCCGACGCCAACUUGCGCCGACGACUUGCCCUGUCAGACGUUGACAAGGUGCCAUUCGGAACGUGCCAUGUCCGAGCCGUUCUCGUUGCUGGUGCAGGCUUCCUCUUGGACUCGUACAGCAUAUUUGCCAUUAACUUCGUCGCCCCCUUGAUCGGCUUGGCAUACUACAGCCAAGACGAUGGCGAUGGCAGUGGUGAUUUGCCUGAGAGCAUCAGCCAAGCUUUAAAAGCUUCCACCAGCGCUGGCAUCGUAGUGGGAAUGAUAUUGUUCGGCUUGCUGGCCGACAAAUACGGACGUCGUCGCAUGUACGGCAUCGAACUCGGCGUCGUUAUCUUCACAAUCUUCAGCUGCGCAAUUGCCUCUGGGAGUCCCUCUAUGAGCGGGCCCGGCGUAUUAAUAUUUUGGCGCGUAUUGCUGGGCAUCGGAGUGGGAGGCGAUUACCCUCUCGCCAGUGUCAUCACUUCCGAAUUUGCGCCAACUCGGUGGCGCGGCGGCCUGGUGGCUGCUGUCUUCUCCAUGCAAGGUCUUGGCCAGCUCAUGGCAGCUGUAGUUGGCCUCAUCACGACUGUCGCAUUCCAAGGCUCGUACGACGGCAUCGGCCCCAACGGCCCGUGCGAUGCCGCUUGUCGCAUAGCCGCCGACCGCUCCUGGCGCAUAAUCGUUGGCGUCGGCGCCAUCCCGGCCUGUCUCGCCAUGUACUAUAGAAUCACCAUUCCCGAAACUCCUCGAUAUACUUUUGAUGUACAACACGACGUCGACAGAGCCGACGCAGAUAUCAAGGCCUACGUGUCCAGAAGUCGGCCGAAAGACACUGUCUCUACCACAAAUACCCACUUUCAUUCAUCGACCCUCUCUGUCCCAAAAGCAUCUUGGGCAGACGCCAAGGAAUUCUUUCUCAAACCACACAACUUUCGAGCUAUGGUUGGAACCACAAUGUCCUGGUUCUUUCUUGACCUUGCCUUCUACGGACUGGGGCUGAACAACAAUGUCGUCUUACAUGCCAUUGGUUACGCCAGCGGCAAGACGCUGUAUCACAAGCUGCGCAACCAAGCCCUGGGGCUUAUUAUUCUGACGAGCGCUGGCUCAUUGCCAGGUUACUGGACCGCCAUUUUGACGGUUGAUACUGUCGGGCGGAAGCCUCUCCAAGUGUUUGGCUUUCUUCUCCUCACUGCUGUCUUUUGCGUCCUUGGCUUCGCGCUGCACAGUCUGACAGAGGGGUCCACGCUCGCACUCUACAUUGUCGGACAGUUUCUUUUCAAUGCGGGGCCAAAUACGACGACGUUUAUUUUACCCGCCGAGUGCUUCCCUACACGGUAUCGCGCUACCGCGCAUGGCAUCUCCGCAGCCAUGGGCAAAAUCGGUGCCAUCGUGGCCCAGGUCAUUAGUAUACCACUUCUCAAGCAAGGAAGCUCUGCUGUGGCCGCGUGCAAGGGAGGCAAGUGCCCAACAUCCCUUGACCGACUUAUGCAACUCUUUGCGCUUUUCAUGUUACUGGGCACCGUCGUUUCGCUACUCAUACCUGAAACGAAAGGCAUCACGCUAGAGGAGCUCUCCGGAGAGCCUCACACGAGCUAUAAUGAUGGCUGCAACGGCAGCGUCAAAGCCUACCGCCCACCGCGCGCACCGCGCGCGUGGUGGCAUCCGAUAGAGCUGCUUGGCUUCUGCGGCGCAGGCGAGCCCGCCGGGUUCAGUCGGCGCUCCAUGUGCUGGGGCGGAAGUCGCCACGGUAGCCGUCACCAGUCGCCUCGUCUCGGUAUCAUGUCGUCGCCUCAAAUGGUCGCCGCAUCGUCAGAGCCGGCAGAGACCACACGAUCCUCGCACUGGCGCAUUCUCGGUCACCGUGAGAAGCGCAAAGCGCGCAGCACAGCUGAUAGUGAACUCGCCAUAAUGAGCCGCGAUGGCGGCCCCGGUCCGUCGCGAGACGACGCGUCGGACGAGACGGCAUACACCCGAGGCAACAGUAAUACUCGUAGUCAUGCUGGCGGGAUGGCCACAUCGGCGGUUGGCAAUGUCGACCCUCCAACUUGGGGUGCAGGCUGGGGCCGUAUCGAUCGAGGACGAGCCGCGCCUUCGUCCGAGUUACGAGACGUAGGGAUGUUGCUACGGGAUUAA
This is a messenger RNA of Cordyceps fumosorosea ARSEF 2679, 2229 nucleotides long. Its product is annotated as phosphate:H+ symporter. The transcript is spliced from 6 exons. Gene Ontology annotation, cellular component: membrane. NCBI's taxonomy places the organism in Eukaryota, Fungi, Ascomycota, Sordariomycetes, Hypocreales, Cordycipitaceae. Gene Ontology annotation, molecular function: transmembrane transporter activity. Gene Ontology annotation, biological process: transmembrane transport. The coding region runs from base 1 to 2229 and encodes 742 amino acids. The record is from RefSeq and is a predicted model, not a curated record.